CUUCUUGCAUCGGCAGAAGGCAGCAGUCUCGGCCGGAUGCUCCGAACUUCUGAACAUCGUCGUGGUCCGCGCGGUCUUCCCCAAAAAACGACGACGAGUAAAAGUUGACCUAAUUGGUCCACGCACACACACACACAUGCACGUGGCGUUCGCGGUUCAGUUGUUCCGUCUCAGUUCCGCGCGCGCGUAAAGCGUUACACUCACACAUACUCAGCCGCGUGCUGCAGCCGUCUCUUUCUCGCUUUGUUUUGGUUUGCUAAACUGUGCCAGCAACAGUAGUGGUAAAACGGUGAAGAAGCAAACAUCCAAAAAGUUGCAAAUUAAGUGCAAAAUGCAGCAGAUAAAAAAAAAUCUGGCAAUUAAACGUGUAAUUCGCGUCAUUCAAGAGUGCGCCAGCGGAAAACCGUGCUGCCAAAUAGGCAAAAAAUAGUUUCAAAAAAUGGCCGCGCAACACCGUCGUAUUGGCGGUUUGUUUACAAGCCGUGGCGAGUGAUUAAACCAGUUUUUUUUUCAAGCUUCUCCGUGCAACAUCCGAGCAUCGGAUGCUAUCACUUCGCUGUGUGUUGCGAAUAUCUUUAAGCCACAUAAACCUAUAUAUCUGAGAUCAGCCCCGGACAAGGUUGCACGCGCGCAGUGUUGUCGGUUUUAUGGGCGAAGAAAGUAUCCGCAAUCUCGCCGACCGACGGAGAUGUGUGUGAGACAUCACAACACCCCGAGCAGCGCGUGCGAAAACCACCUCUCGAACAUUUAACCCAUGUAGCACCGUGCGUCUCCACUUGACCACCCUUGGAGGCCAGCAGCAGCCAGUGAAAGAUUGCUCCACCUACGCACUCUAGAGCCAACCGUAGCGUAGCAGAUCUUGGGGACGCUCCCCACCUCUCAUUCCAUGGCGCGGAGGUCAUCCGACGGUGGUGGCCACAGUCACGUAUGGACCAUUUUUCCAAAGAUUUUUGUCAUCCAGUCGGAAAUUGGCCGCGGAACGUCACGGAGAGGGUUUUAAAAAUAACUGUGUGUGGUGAGGUUUGGAGCGAACUUGAGCUUUUCACGAACGAAGGCAGAAAUUGUGAAUAGUUGGUGAAACAAUGGCAAUUGCUAUGAGGAAGCUGUCCGGGCCAUGAGUUCGCGUCGGGAGGAAGCUACUUUCACUGUGAAGGCAGUGCUCUCUUAUCUUUGAGAUAAGAGGAAUAGUUCAAGUUUGAAGAAGUGCCCUUCUCUCAACGGCAGGGUUGGAGGGUUCAACUUGAACUUAAGACUAAAGUUACUUUCGUGGUUGCAUAAAUAUCCCAAAUGAUCGUUGUUGCAACGUUAACGAGUGAGUGUUUUCCAUCUCUGGUUGAACAGCGUUGAAGAGUUCAACUUGAAGAAGUUUUACAAAAUGUUCAUAACUAAUGAAAAUUACACAGGUUGAAAAAAAUUGUGUCUAUUGUGAUGGUUUCUACAACUGAGUUAUUUGAAGAAGGAAAAACAUCGUUCGUGAGUGACUUUUUUCCAUCUCUGGUCGAAAUUUUUUGAGGUGAUCAACUCGAAGAGGUUCCAUGUAGCUUAAAAUUGUUUCAAAGUUAUUGUUUACAAAUCAAAUACGUCGUUACAUCAUUAGUGGGUGCAGUUGAUGUCUACCAUAAUCAUUGUUUUUAGCUGAGUGAUUGAAUAGAAGAAAACCCAAAACUCAUUCGCGAGUAUUUUCCACCCCUGGCUGGAAGUGGUUCAAGGUUCAAAGUGUGAUGCAGCUGGCAAACGGAGCAGAGAAAAAGCAAAGUUUAAUUGUGCCUGAGGGACGGUCCCCGGCGAACAAAAGUUGAUUCCGCCAGGGAAGGGAUUUGUGGUCGGCCUCACCAAACCGCGCCAGUAGACCGCAAGUCGACCCUUUGAACUUCCGCCAGCGCAGGAGGAGGAAAUCCUUAUUCAUGACCCUGUUCGACGGCCCGCGUUGAUCGGGCAGAUAAUGUGGGAAGUGGGCUGGAAGUGUGGGAUUAAAUUUUGGGAACCGCGGAAGCUGUGAAAACAAAAAAAAACUUGUGGUUUGCCUUCUGUCUGUGCUGAGCGAAAGGAAAGGAGUUCAAGGAACGAGAAAACGGUCCUUCAACUAAAUUCCACGAGUUAGACCAAGGUUCCUUUCGAGAUCAAAGCUCAAGGUGCAGACCACAUUAACAGCCACCACCAGCAGAGCAGAGAAUUCCUGGAGUGACGGCCACUUCUGGUAUAACAACCCUUGGCUAAUAACCGUGCAGCGGCACACUUGGAAACUCCCCCUCCAUCCAGCAACGAUUCCUGGCCACAGACUUUAACGACGGAUCACCACCGGCAACCAUCAUCCGCCUUCACCAUCGCCAGAGGACCCGCGGCGAACUUGAACUUGACGCUCGAAACUAGCAAACCAACUGAAGCGCGCAACCAGCGAAUGGUUUAGUGUGUGUGUGUGUGUUGUUGUAUUUUUAGCGAGCCGAUUUGUUGCAAAACUAUCGCAAGAUGCAAAAAGAAGGCGUUCGGCGGCUUGUUGGAGAAUUUUCGAGACGUCGUCCAAGACCGAGACGACCACGGCUCUAGAGUUCAAGCCACCCCGCCGAGGUCGAAGAAUGUUUGAGGAAAAAAAAUGUUGAAGAAGCUGCAGUUUGUGUGCGUGUGAGGAAAACAUAAACAAUUUUAAAGUUGGAAUUUACGUAAGUUGGAGGAUUUCCCGAACGCUCCCAACGCAGACACGUCCACCGUUGGCGACGUUCCGCGACAACACUGACGGUGGGUUUGCGAGAUCAGAUUCUGCAAAGCCGACAACACUACUACAACACAGAAACGCACGUUACGCGUACAAAAUACAGCUGUGAAAGCCGAAGCUGGCACACCGAAGGUGUGUGUGCAAAGAACAGAGUGUAGAACACAGAGCAAACAGGUUAAGCCGAACUCGUCUUCGGGCAAAUCCGUCGUCGUCGUCGUCGUGUUCGUUCUUCCGCGUGCUGCGGACACGAGUGCGGUGCAACGGACGAGAGACAGUCGGUUUAGUCGGUGGUUAGCAAGCGGUCGGUGCUGAUUCAUUGCCUCAUUCAGCGGAAGACUGCCGCGCGACGAGCAAGUGUUUUCUCUCUCGAGGAGCAGUGCUUGAAAGGAAGAAACAACAAGGAUAUACACAUCAACCCUCCUAAAUCUCCCGUGUAAAUAUCAGCUGGUAGCGAGCCAAGUCAGCGGCGAACGGACUCGCGCGAAUAUCUGGAAGAAUCGGUGCAGAAAGUUCUUGGUGCAGCAACGGUUCUUGGGAUAGAAGAAGAAACCCAAAGUGCAGUGCCACAAGAAGUGAAGCAUACGUAAAUCAGAUAUUGUGUGUGUUAGGGGAAAAGAGUGUGACAAGUGAAGCGUUGAGUCGCGCGCGACAGUUGUCGAAACAAUGAAACUUCGGUACCAAUUACAACGUUGAUUGCUAACCGCCAUGGAGUGCGACAGCUGAAGCGGCAAGAACGCGCCGCGUUCAGUGUCUAGCCGAAAAGAAGGGGGGUCUUGAAAACAAAAAUUUGUACACACACAAAAGUGAGAAGUGAGCAAAAAAUGACGACACCGCUUCAAGUAGUGACGACGAAAAGUGAAACUCCACAAUGUUAGCCGUAGACUGUCUGGUCGGUGGAUUACUAGUCAGCUCGAUCGGUGUGAAUAUCCUAGCGCUCGGGGCUUUCUGGGUCACUCCAAGUCUGCGAACGACCGCGAAUCGGUUCGUGAUCAACCUGCUGAUUGUGAACCUGGUAUGCUGCAUAAUUCUCGGCCCGUCGCUGCUGCUGAAUGCAUUUACCUCGAAAUCCGGCGGUGGGGCGCAUCCACCGUCGACGGUGGUGGUACUGGCCGCGACCACUGUGUCGACCUCCACCACUGCGGCGUCUUCAGCGGCGACCUCCGGAAAUGUCGGCGGCGGAGGCAGCAGUCGAGGCUCUUCGACUGGGCUUCCAUUUACGAUCGUAGUGAACUCCACCGCGGCCAGUGACGAUAGUGCUACUAGUGUACAUAAUAGAACCGAUAGGAUAGUCAAGUGCUGGAAUGGCACCACCACCAUCGAAUGUGAUACUAUUUUGAUAAGAAGUAAUGUAAAUAUAGAAAAUGUGCUGCACGUGAAGUCAUCGCAUCUGGGCGAUGCCGAUGACGAUGAUGCAACGGGCUCGAAGCUUACACUAACAAAGAUAAGAUGCUGGGGGCUCGACCUGGUCGUUGCCCUGGGUUCCCUGUCGGUGCUACUGGUAGUGGGGGAUACCUGGUGUGCCAUUACGGACCCACUGCGCUACCACUCGCGAAUCUCCGAGCUCAAGGCGUGGGCCUUCAUCGCGACUACCUGGCUGCUAGGAAUUGCGUUCGGAAUCGCUUCCGGCUUUCGCGGCGACCAGAAGAACAUAACUCUCUUCAACAACCGGCUCACGAGAGCUGAAGCGGUGGCCGCUUUUGAAACUAGUCAUUUAAAUAGGAAUCUAUCCGCCACCCAGCGGGCCAGCGAAAUUGGCCUAAUAAAUCAUCUCAACAUUUCGGAGGACUUGUACAACACCAUCUUCUCGUACACGUACUUUGUGAUUGUGAUUCUGCUGCCGUUUGCGCUCGUCUGCGGCAUGUACUGGCGAAUAUUUUCCGAGGCACGGGAGAGUGGCCAGCGGAUGCGACAAAACGGGUCCUCGCCACUGCUGCAGAGCGCGCUCAACUUGGCCGCUGCCUCCGCCCAGCGACAGGCGGAAAAACAAGCCGAACAGCAGCGCCACUUAGCAGACCGUGACGGGUGCGACGGGCUCACGAUGAAAAUCGAUAAACAGAUCCACUACGAGGAUGAAACCAUCGUCGUGAGCAGCAUUCAACCGUGUAAUAGUAUUAAGCAGAAAGAAUCCUGCCUGAAGCCGCUGCUACAGCCAUCACCGUCGCCAACUCCCGUGCACCAACCCACCAACAAGCACCAAUCGGACGCAGCUGACAAGCCGACAAUAGUACAAAUUGCAAACAAUACCACCGCCCCAUCACCGCAACUCACGCCACUACCCCGGCUGAAAACGUCCAUGAAGCAGGACCGCAACCAUAACUGCAUGUUGGCCCCACCAAACGAAGACGACGACGAGGACAACAACAACGCAGCUGCCAGCUCCGAUAUGCCUCGCAAGAUCCGUCGCAAUCACAGCAGUGCCGGUCGGCUGGUCAGCUUCAACGAUGAACCCCCACGACCGGGCCUUCGCCAGGUCCACUCGACGCCCAACUUUCAGCAGUUGGCCUCGGCAGAGUUCGACCACAUUGGCAACCAUCACAUCCUGUCGCUGCCGGCCGUCCACGUCCCGCCCAAGGCGCUCAGCUACAUGACAUCGAUCCGACAUCGACUCUCGAACGCGUCCUCGCUGUUCAAGUACCGCGAGGAGUCCCGCGCCGCCCGUAUCAGUAUUCUGGUGAUAAUCAUGUUCCUGGUGUCGUACCUCCCGUACGGCAUCCUGGUGCUCAUGCAGGGCCACGUUGACCUGUUCCUGGUCUCGGACCAAGCCCUCCUAGCCAUCUUCACAGUGGUCAUCGCGAACCUCAGCUCCCCGUUCAUCUUCGCGUACCGCAACAAGCGGGUCCGCCGUGGCGCCCGCCGCCUGCUCGGCAUCGACAAGAAGACCAACGAGCGCCUCCAGAAGCUCACCAGCAGCAACACCCACUUCAACAACAACAACUACAACGCCAACAUCAGCUUUCACAACGUGCAGGCGGCUGGCGGCGGUCCGGACGACGGCCACCACAAGUGCCACAAGGUGCGCAUCGCCGCCGCGGCCGCCAACGCCGGGAUGCUGUCCCGGAGCAACAGCUCGUGCAAGUACCUGACGCCGAACCACGCGGCCGCCGUCGCCGUCGCGAACGGGUUCAUCGUCGAGUUCGAGCGGUACCCGUCGGACGAGCUCAACAGCCUGUGCAUCCAGAAGAAGUCGAUCCUGAAACGCGUCUGUGAUAGCUCGCGCAAGUGGGGCUGCAACUUUGCCGCAAACUCGUGCACCAGCAACGACGGCGAGCAGACCGAGGUGUAACUCUGUAAGGGAUCGCUAGAUUAAGAGGGUGUUGUAUGGUUUAAGACUUCUUUGUGCCACUCGUCAGCUGACCCAAUCAACGUCGCUCGUGAUUUGAUUGAUGCGAAAUAGGCGCGGCAAAACAAACGGAAGAUGAUGCUCUUGGAAACGGGAAUCGUACGUAGAUUGGCUGAUAGCGGGAUUGUUUUGAAAUAAUCAAGUCGUAAAAAUAGAUUCAAAUCUUUAGCUGAAAGUGAAACUGAUCAAUAGUUGUGAUUUUGUUGUCAGCUCACUCACGUGCUUAGAAAAAUGCUUGAAAUUUAAAUCUUUAGCAGUCAAAUCUUUAAUAUUGAUCUCAUGCAGUGCUGCAAAAAUUGCGAGCAAUUUUUUUGGAAUCAGUUUAUCAAAUGAAUUUACCUGAAAAACGAGUAUGUUCAUGGCACCGUGUAGCGGGGAAAACAAACAGCUGUCAAUUUAAUAAAAAACACCAAGUUCAUUUGAUAACUUUCUGUUGACUCAUUGUCAGUCUAAGUUUUAGCAAAUGUCAACCUGAUUUAUUUAUGGGGAAGAAGGAUCAAAUCCGGAGAAAGAUCCGGCAGCAAUUUGUACGAAUUUGACGUUUGCUGAGGGUGCUGAAAAGUUUGAUUAUGUUUUGCUUGCAAAAGACAAUAUGUCAGUCAACAUAUUUCACAGGACUUUGACAGCUCGAGUUCUAUCAUUGCUAGUUUCAAGACACUGUGACGAGAAGUUCUUAAUUUUUGGGUUAAAUUAUAUUUGUUUUCACUGGGCCUUGAAAGCCUUGUGAUUUACUUAUAAAAGAUGGAUCCUGGAUUAGUAUAAUAUAAGGCCGAAUUUUUUAUUUUAUAUCUCUUGUAAUUGAAAAGUUCUAAAUUGCUCACUCCGACACUUUCACAGACUACAAGAACGUGAUAUCAUGUAGUUACAGCGUCCAAGAAAGCUCAACCCUCGAUUCCUGGCAGCGGCAUUUCCUUGGCCUCGACCUAAGGCCACCCCAAAUGAGAGGAAAUUUCCCAGCCCGGCUGCUGUAUUUACAUAAAAGUCGCAUUAAUUCCGAGAGCGCGAUGCUAAUUUUCGUUCCCAAAGCCGGCCGGUCUAGUACUAAUGGGCGAUUCUCUCUUCGCCCCCAGGGGGGUUGGUGGUUUCGAUCCAAAACCGGACCCCGGCCACGCCAGGGGAACGUGUUUCUUUAGUUUAUUUUUUGCUCACCAGGGCAAUUACUAUCCAAUGGUGUCUGUACCUUCGUCGAGAGAUAAGCCCCGUGCAAUCUGAGACUUGUGUUCUUUUACAAUAUGGUGAACCCCCCACCGUGGUCCUAGACAGGUCGGGGAUUUGCCCCCGAAGACGUUGCUUGAUAAACACGAACAUGUUUAAGAUUUUCAAGUGUGGUGAAAAAUGUCUUGAGUCAUCUGUUCAAAAAAUUCAGAAUCUUCCAGAAACCAAAGAAGACCAACCUGUCCGACACUGCAAUUCCUCGUCCGAUUGUCACCGAAACAUGACACCUUGAUGUCUGUCUCAUUACGGUACGUGAGCUAUUGGCGCCAAACCCGGUGCCCUUAGCCGCUCAAACUCGUUGAGGUAACUCUAAAAUGGCACAAUUUGCUGAUAACGAGACGCGCGAAUUUUUCGGUGUCACUAACGACAAGUCGUCGCGAUUAUGCCUUGUAGACGCAUGUACUCCAUGCUUCAUGUAAUGGCCAUGAAAGAUCCUCAAAACUCGUUUUUUUCGUUGUUUUUCAUGACUUCAUGAACCAAAUCUGAUCAAAUUCCAUGACCAAAUUUAUAAUAGUACGAUGAACAAAACUAAUUUGUUAUUGUUUACAGAUAAUUUGUUUGUUUUUGUUUAUCCAAACACCAUUCUGCAAACGUCUACAAAGCACAGUCACAACGAAGUAUUGUCGCGUAACGAGCCCCGAUGAAUUUGGCACGUGCGACUUCUGGCCCUUGCUGAAUGCGACUUUCCGGCAGGCAGGCAGUGUCUUGAACGUUAUUAUUUCGCUCCAUUUCGCAGUGCCGCCGGGUUGACUCUAUUCCGGUUAUGCUAAUGUCAAGAACCGUAUCGCCUCCGGCGGUGCCAGCUGUGGACCGAUUUUGAAGACAUUUUGCUGGUUUGAACUGUCAAAAAUUAGAACAAUAACCUUUUAAAAGGUUUGGCAACACUGUUCGCGAACUGUCAAACUUUACACCUCCAAACUUUUCCAAACACUCUUAAGCGGUGUCACGUCUUGAAUCCCACUCUAUGCCUCUAAAGCUGUUACAGGGCAAUCGGAUCCAAUACUGCAAAUUUUAAAGAAACUAGACUUUAUCCACAAAGAUGUGAUCGCAGCGCGCCAUAAGGUCGUUCUCCAACCGCCGACGGUGACGGUAUUGGUGCGGCUAAAAAUAGCAAUUCCCCCACUAGAUUCGGAGGGAACCCGUCGGAGAUUCUGCAGUCAGCCAAUGUGGCCAACCAGACAGUGUUGAUGUCAGUGAGCGCGCGGGAAUAUUUACAAUUUUUCAUUGAAAUUUUCCGCGGUUUACUUUUUUUCGCGUCAAUCACGCCCGAGCAAGAGCAGAAUUACUAAACAAAAUCAAUCUCUUCCGUGACAAACGUGACGACGCCGCCGCCGGCGUCCAAAUUGCGACCUAAUUGCGAGCACAGGACGCGUUGGAGGAGUUUGGAGUACACCCAAGGGGGAAAAGUGUGACGAAAAGUGUCACUUAGCAUUUGGGCCUAUUUUUGGUCGGUUUUUUCUCACGCACACUAUUAAGCGUUGUUUUGGUUUCGCAGGUUGCGUGAGCAUGAUGCAGUUAGGUUUACGACAUGACGUCAUUUGACAGGUCGUGUGAACAAAAUGUAAACAAUGCGCGCGAGCUGUCAAAAUUCUAACCUCUCAAACAGGUCGGCGUAAAACAUUAUUAAUGACAGUUGUCAUAAUGUUGUGUCAGUUGUAAAAUUUUCCUACAGUGGAACUUUAAUAGGUUGACAGAAAUGCGUCGUUUAAUAUGACAAUACUAUCAACCAGUUUGUUUUCAUUUUCUUGUUCUUGGAAAUAAUGUUGGUUGACAUUUGGUUUUAAACUGAUUCGAGUUUUAGGUUAAAAAACACUUUCACUGUUUACAUGGACUUAGCCAAGUUCGAUACCGCCAUCAAUAUAGUUUGAUGAAAUUAACAAAAGUCGACCAAGACAAUGUAAACAAUGCAGACGAGUUGUCAAAUGACGUCAAAACUUCACUGUCAAAACGUGGAGGUGCGCAUUAAAAAACAAAAAAAUCUAAAAAUCCAGCCCAUGUUUUUGAACACUUGAAAACCUGCGAGGAUGUUUACCUUCCUCAACUGAUUACACGCGUUCGGUUCCACGUGAAAGUAAACACGAAGCCCGAUGACGGGACUCUUUUGACGUCAAUUGUCGAAACCACCACCACGUUGGUAGGUUCUUGUGCCCGGACAAUGUGCAUGGUAAAUAUCCAAGUCCCAAGUGCUGUCACCUCGCAAGGAAAUGCCCGCGUCCGAUUGCUGCUUUGCAUAAUCGAUUCCGACGCCCCGCAUCCUCCACCGUGCCGGGGAGGUGAACAAGAAAAUAAACUUCUUGAUUAAGGGAGCGGGUUUGGCAACAGCAAAAAAAGAGUAAAAUAAAUUCUGUUUAAGUUUUACCCCCCGGGUGAUAAAACACAAACAGAAAGUGAGUAAUUCUCGUCGUGAGGGUUCAGUUGGUUGAUUCUUUUCGCUAACGACAGCCAAAAAUUGUAGGAGAAGAAUCUCGUUUGUCUUGAUGCAGACAUACACACUCAUAUUGUGUGCUAGAAAUAAAUCAUAACCUAGAAGCGCCCACCUGCAGCAAUUAUAACGGCAUAUACAACGUGCUUACUUGUCACAAGUUCUUUGAAAAAAUAAAUUUGAUCAGCAGAGCCACUGACAGCUGUCAAGAGUUUGCGGACUUACUCGGACAUCGACCAACAAAGUGAUUGAAAUGUCAGCAUCAGUGUCAAACUAGUCAACCGGAAUUGACAGAAUAAACAUUUUGACGUUCUGGCUCACAAUUUAAGCAGGUAUUAGACUAUGACAAUCAAACAAACUCGCACUUUUUCGUGUUUGACAGUUUGCCGCAAACUACUCAAAAUGUAUGCAGGCUGACGUCUCUGCAAACAAAUGCAGGCGACCUAUGCCAAAAGUACGGGUUUUUUUUGUCAUAGUCAUACCUGCUUUACAAUAAGCCGCUGUUGUUCCAAAAUGCGACAAGACAGCACACGGUUGGCCACCACCAGCCACUGUGGCCACACUGCCAAAAUUAGCUCGCUAGACGACUGACCGUUACAGUAGAUUCUUGUAACGCUGAACAACGCGAUUAUUCUUCCGCCUGCGCAAGAUUUUGUAAGUAGAUGCGGACAGCGACCGGUUCCCAUCCGAAGGUCGCCCAAGUUUGUGGUGGUGGUGCGAUCUCUUUAUCACCGAUUUUAAGACAAUGCGGAAAUGCUUUGUUUUUUGAAAUGUGACUUAAUUAUCUUUACACACAUUUUCACUGCUGUAUUGGUGCCACCUUAUCUCUUUGAGAUCUCUUUUACACAGUUUCAAAGCGACUAAGUUGCACUCAUUUAACGUUUCAUGUUCAGUAAUCCAAAGAUCUGGCAACCCUGCCGAGUUUUACGAAUUCACACAGCUUUUCUUUCGUCGUAAGUGUUGAUGAAAAUUGCAUCAAAUCGUGGUGUUUUGAAAAACUUUCCGAUCAGUCAUACGUUUUGAUGAUCUGGCAACCCUGCCAAGAAAUAUCGCCACAUUAGCAAUCCAUUCAACUUGAUUAAAAGCAAACUGUUGUAGUAAUAAUGAUGUUUGGUUUUGAGUUUUUGACAAACUUUUCUGAUUAAUUGUGGACUUUGAAGAUCUGGCAACCCUGUCGUAAGAAAUCGCUAAUUUAGCGAUAUUUUUGCGGUUCGGAGAUGUAUGCUUUGAUGGAAAUUAUGUCCUGCUUUUAUUGCAUAUAGGGAAACUGUUAUUUCAAAGACGUCUGGGAGCACUGCCAAAAAAUAUCGUUAAUCAUUAAAAAAAAUUAAAAAAACAUGAUUUUACGAAACUAAAUUCGGCUCUCCAAGCAUAACUUACAACCAUUUCUUACAAAUUACGUGAUACAAGUCACAGCUUUGAACGUGUGAGUAAAUUUUUCCAUUAAAUUUUUGGCUUUGCACUUUUAUCCGAAAUCACACAGUCUAACUCAGAAAAAAGUUUUGAGGUAAAACCCAAAUUUGGCUAAUUUCAACUCAAUCUCAAGUAAUACUCAAUUUUCAAAGAUAUUUGGGUGAUUUAUUUUCUAAAUUGGGCAUUUUAAUGUAAUUUUUUGAGCCAGUUUCAUUUUGGAUUAACGUGUCUGGUCUUCAUAAAUGUUCUAAGUUGAUAAAAUGAUUUGAAAUAAUCUGAUAUCUAAUGACGUUGACGAGUGACACAAAGAAGAAGUAAGGUCCAGUUGUUGGAAAGGCACUUCCGGUAACUAUCGGCAUGCAUGAUAGGCAGGUACAACUCGAUACUUUUCUAAGACAAGAAGAAAAUGAAAACAAUACCUUUGUUAGUGUGGCGAACGCGGUAGCACAUUUUGUAGCAAAAUCGCACAAAUCUGGAAAAAAAAACAAUCGUUAAUCACCCCAGGCAGCUUGUUGAUUUGCAGUUACUCUUGGAGGAACUGACGAAUAGAGAGCGGUAAAUCUUACACGCUAAACCGAUGCUUUAAUCCACUAGGAAACUCUAAUCUGUAUACUAAAAAAAAAGUUAGCUACAAGCAGGAGACGCGAGAAAUCACACAAGAGCCUAUCGCUAGGAUGGUUCACACUUGUUAAAAUUGGUGCUUAAAUGGUUGCAUUUAAGUGUAACGAGAUGGUGAAAUAAAUGGAAGUGAAGCUACACAUUGUAACACACUGUAUUAAAAAAAAGCCUAUCAAAAUGGAUGUAUUUACCGACUAAAAACUAAUAUUUACAUAAGAGAGAACAAGGAACACAAAAAUGAUUAAAUUACGCAAAGCAGGGUGUCUAAAUAAGUAUUUUAACUUAGGUACGGUAUGAGAGGAAAACCCCCACCUCUGUUAAAGAGGUAAUUUGUACGGCAGCACACAACCACAACAAAAAACUAUGUAGUCAUAAUCAAAAUAGUCCCACAUACGCAUACAAACAAAACAAAAAAAAAGAUAGUAAAAAAGCAAAUAUUUAACGACGGUAAUUAUGUCCAACAAAAAAAAAGUGCAACACGACAAAACAGUGUUGCAAAAUUCCACAAAACCACACCAAAACAAACAACACAAAAAAAAACAAAACAGAACAAAACUGGGGUGUGUGCAACACACCUAGCAUGAACGCAAACGAAGGAACAACAAAUGAAAAGUUGCACAAGGUCAAAGCAACGCCGCACACACUGACACACCAUCACACACAAUUUGCCGACCGGCUUUCACCAACCUUCAAUUACCUUUGUGCAAAAGCAGUUCAGUGUGUGUGUCUGUGCAAGACAGAAAUUAACAAGUGCACGCUAAAUCAAAAACACACACACACACACGAACCUGUCAAAAGUAAGGCAACCAGCGCGGACUUGAACAAUGUUCCGCGGUAAAGUUACAGCAAGUUUGGUGAGGCAGUGAAGGAAAGUUUGAGACAUUUAAAUUAUCAAUGUUUGUGAUUACUCAAAAUUGAGUACUCAUCAUUGUCUUAAGCAUUUCUACAUUGCGUCACCUGAAAUGUGUAAACAAAAAUAAAACACUGCGAAACAAAACAAAACAAACAAACAAGGCCAAUUAAAGAGUAACCCACGAUAGGACUGAAUGAAAUAAUGAAAUCAAGUUCCAGACAGGAAGAGUGCCACUUGAGUAAAUCAACUAUUUUUUUCCCGGUGGGCUAAAAGUCCUAAAUUUAACGCAAACCCGUGCGUCAAUCAUCGUGUCUAGUUGGCGUUUGGCGGCGCUGUGACACACAAACUUCGUGGAAGGGACACGCACAACUCGAUCGAUUUGUCGUCGAAUUUAGUUUGGCCUAGAUUUUGAAUGCUAAUGACCCGGGUCGGGUCAAACUGAAGUAUGCUGGGAAUAGGUAAUGAGACCUCGUUAGAACAAUCGUUCAUGAUUGUUUUGUUAUUUUUGUGCCUGUCCCCGAAAACAAAAAAGAAACGCAAACCCCAUUUCACUGGGGAACAAUAAUUGUUCCCAAAACGAAACCCCCAACACAAAACGCAAACUGUCUCUCUAGAGAAAUAAAAAUCUAUCACUGCUGCAAACAAUUAGCGUGUAAGUAGUGUAGCGAGCGUCAUCGUUUAGACAAGUAGCCCUAGUAGGUUCGCCUAACACCAGCCUCCCGCCCAACCAUAUUUUUUUUAUUUAUUUUCCUUUAGCGUGUAAAACGAGCACACUCAGUUUAAGUGGCAGCGGAUUAGAUUAGGUUUUGUAAAACACUAAUUUAUAACAAAAAAGAAGAUAAAAACACGCGCACGUUAAUUUGUACCAAAAAUCAACAAAAAAUCCUAGUUUUAAGUAAGACAAACACAGUGACACUCUUGUUUUCCCGAACCAAAAUCGAACAUGUGCGAAAGAAAAAAAAGCAAGUAACUCUAACGGAUUGAAGAGGAGGAAGAAAAUGAAAAAAGCAGAGAAAUACUGAAAGAAUGUUGAGUAGUUUUAUGCUCGCAAAACAACUAAUUAACUGAGACAGAAAUAAAGAAACCCCAUCAAAAACUGUACACAAGCAAA
Culex quinquefasciatus (southern house mosquito) is the source of this 13682-nucleotide messenger RNA. RefSeq lists its product as uncharacterized. Gene Ontology annotation, biological process: adenylate cyclase-activating adrenergic receptor signaling pathway. Gene Ontology annotation, molecular function: G protein-coupled receptor activity; dopamine neurotransmitter receptor activity, coupled via Gi/Go. Bases 3579 to 5993 code for a protein of 804 amino acids. The transcript is spliced from 5 exons. Gene Ontology annotation, cellular component: membrane. Lineage: Eukaryota; Metazoa; Arthropoda; Insecta; Diptera; Culicidae. The record is from RefSeq and is a predicted model, not a curated record.